Sardina pilchardus (European sardine) is the source of this 2266-nucleotide messenger RNA. RefSeq names its product LUC7-like (S. cerevisiae) (gene luc7l). The record is from RefSeq and is a predicted model, not a curated record. Gene Ontology annotation, molecular function: mRNA binding. The transcript is spliced from 10 exons. Bases 347 to 1426 code for a protein of 359 amino acids. Gene Ontology annotation, cellular component: U2-type prespliceosome; U1 snRNP. Gene Ontology annotation, biological process: mRNA splice site recognition. Lineage: Eukaryota; Metazoa; Chordata; Actinopteri; Clupeiformes; Clupeidae.
CACAAAUGAUUUUUAAAGCUGUUAUGAAUAUCCAAACAGUACUUUUGUUUACCACAAGUAAUUUGCCAUUAUCAAAGUCAACAAUUGGUAAACCUAAAGCAAGAAAGGGGGAUGAACCCUUGAGAAGAAGGAUGGAUAAGAGUAUGGUUGCCUGCGAACUCUGGAGACCUCCAUUAAAAAAAUAAAGACAAGACAAAAAAAAGACAGAUCUUUUCCUCCGUCGAGCGUUGUCUCUCUGACUGUUGUGUAUCAUCACUCACUGCAGGUGUGGGGAAGAACUCUUUUCCCCAUUUAUACUUUUCAACAGCGGGUUUAAAGUCCCUUCGCUGGGCUGUAGAAGAAGCUGAUGGGUGAUGAGACGCGUCAGCGGGUUAAAUUCACAGACGAGCGCGUGUGCAAGAGUCACCUGCUGAACUGCUGUCCGCAUGACAUCCUCUCUGGAACCCGCAUGGAUCUGGGAGAAUGUUCAAAAAUCCAUGACCUUGCUCUGCGGGCAGAUUAUGAGAUUGCCUCCAAGGAGCGCGACUUGUUCUUCGAACUUGAUGCUGUGGAUCACCUGGAGUCAUUCAUAGCAGACUGUGACCGCAGGACUGAAUUGGCCAAAAAGAGGCUUGCAGAGACACAGGAGGAGAUCAGUGCUGAGGGAGCUGCCAAGGCAGAGAAGGUUCACGAGCUGAACGAGGAGAUCGGGAAGCUGCUUGCAAAGGCGGAGCAGCUGGGUGCUGAGGGCAACGUAGAUGAAGCUCAGAAGGUCUUACAGGAAGUAGAGAAAGUGCGGAUCAAAAAGAAGGAUGCAGAGGAAGAAUAUAGGAACUCCAUGCCGGCCUCUAGCUUCCAGCAGCAGAAAUUGCGGGUGUGUGAGGUGUGCUCUGCCUACCUGGGCCUUCAUGACAAUGACCGUCGUCUGGCCGACCACUUUGGAGGGAAGCUGCACUUGGGCUUCAUCCAGAUCAGGGAUAAACUGGAGGCGCUCAAGAAAACAGUCCUGCUGAAGCAGGAGCUGAGGAACCAGGAGCGACUGAAGAGAAGAGAAGAACGGGAACGUGAAGAGAGAAUGAAGAAGAGGACCAGAUCACGUAGCCGUGAACGCAAAAGGUCUCGCUCCCGGGAGAGGCGUAGGAGGCACUCCCGAUCAGCCUCCCGAGAGAAGCGCCGCACCCGCUCGCCCUCUCGAGACCGCGAGCGCCGCCGCCGCCACAGGAGCCGAUCCAGGUCACAGUCCAGGUCACACCACCAUCACAAGUCGUCUCGAGAUCGUGAGCGCUCUUCUCGGGACCGUGCUUCUCGUGACCGCUCUUCCCGCGAGCCGUCGUCCCGCGAUCGGUCACGUGACCGCGAUCGGAGACGCGGCUCGUCGGAGCGCCACCAGGACAGCAUGAACGGGAAGAUGGACCGCCGUGACGACAGAGAGGCUGGCGAGAUCUGAGAUAGUGGAACAACACUCAUACGCAAGUGCUACCAUGGAUUACACCCAACCAUACACACACACACUUUCUCUCACACACACACACAUGCACGCACAGAGCCCUGCAGCAGCCUGACCACCCCCCCACCCCCCCGCUGAUCACAUAGUCAUCUAAUACCCUUUUCCUGCUCCUUCUAUGCUGCCUUUGAUUACUCCCCAUAAUUUACUGCCCUACUAAAAAAAUUAUGUGGGUCUACAUGGGUCUGUUAUUUGUCAAUAUUGCAAACACUCAGCCAAUUCUGUGGACAUCAGUUGUUAUGAAGGCAUAAUUGGAACGUUUGUAAUGAAUUAUUUGGCGUUUCAAACCGUGGCCAUCUUCCUUUUACACAACAUCUACAUUUCACGUUUUGCCCUGUUUUCCAGAUUCCUCUUAAGUAUUGGACCUAAAACCACUUUCAUCCUGUUACGUUGUGUUUUUUAUUUGUUUUGUUUUCCCCCCUCAUAUGUAUGAAUGACUAGUUUUAAGAUACCUGGGAACUUCUUUUGAGUAAAUUUCUGGAAGGACCAUCUGUUUCUGUUCUGUGUGUAAUGUCCAUUGGGAUGUAGAGAAAACUGUCCUCUGUUUCUCUUUGCUUUUUGCUGUAAUGUUUAUGGAUAUCCUGCCAGUACCAGUGAGGUGGGUCAGAUGUAUGUAUCAUAGUCUCUGUAGGCUUAUGAUGAAGCAAAUAAAUGACAUAUGUAUGAUCGCAUUCAUGAUAGCAUAUUGAAGAUUGCAUUUCCUGGUUUCUUUUUUUUUUAACUAAAUAAAACAUUAUGAUUCCUGUUCAAAAUAAUUAAAUUACUUUGUGAAUGGAAAUAAAA